UAUACGCCGGAAUUGAAUCGGAAGUUAAGUGUCAUGGCUGUUCUUUUGGGUUCGAUGUGAAGCCUAUUAGCAAGGAUUUGCAAAGUUAAUGUUUUCUUCUAAGCGAAAUUGUUAUUAAUAGUUGUUGUUGUUGUUCAGGUUAGACACAGUCCGCGGUGAGUGUGUGCUCCUUGUUAGAGGAGCUGUAAGCUCUCAAAAUGAGGACUGUUUUGAUGGUGGCAGAGAAACCUUCCUUGGCUCAGUCGAUUGCCAAGAUCCUCUCAAAAGGGAAUUGCACAAAUCGCAAGGGGUUGAAUGGUGCAUGCUCAGUGCACGAAUACACCGGCAGUUUCCAGGGACAAACUGUACGCUUUAAAAUGACUUCUGUUUGUGGACAUGUGAUGAGUCUGGAUUUUGUUGGGAAAUACAACAACUGGGACAAGGUAGAUCCUGCAGAACUCUUUAGCAAAGCUCCCACAGAAAAGAAGGAAGCCAACCCAAAACUAAACAUGGUCAAGUUCCUCCAGGUGGAGGCCAAAGGAUGUGACUACGUGGUUUUAUGGUUGGACUGUGAUAAAGAAGGGGAAAACAUUUGUUUUGAGGUCCUGGAUGCCAUCCAGCCAGUGAUGAACAAAGGAGGGGUCAGAGAGCAAACCAUAUACCGUGCCAAAUUUAGCUCCAUUACUGACACCGACAUCUGGAACGCAAUGAACCACCUGGGAGAGCCCAACAGGAAUGAAGCCCUGUCAGUUGAUGCCCGUCAGGAGUUAGAUCUGCGCAUUGGCUGUGCCUUCACCCGGUUCCAGACAAAAUAUUUUCAGGGCAAGUACGGCAAUCUCGACUCCUCCUUGAUUUCAUUUGGACCAUGCCAGACUCCAACACUUGGCUUUUGUGUAGAACGUCAUGACAAGAUCCAGUCAUUUAAACCAGAGACUUACUGGGUCCUCCAGGCAAAGGUUUUUAAAGGAAAGGACAGCCCACUGACACUGGACUGGAACAGAGUGAGGGUCUUUGACAAAGAUGUAGCUCAGAUGUUUGUCAACCUGGCCAAGACAUCCAGGGAAGCCCAGGUGGUGUCAGUGAGUAUGAAGGAGAAGACCAAGCAGAGGCCCCAGGCGUUGAACACAGUGGAGAUGUUAAGAGUGGCCAGCUCUGCCUUAGGCAUGGGGCCCCAGCACACCAUGCAGAUUGCAGAGCGCCUUUAUACACAGGGAUAUAUCAGCUACCCUCGUACUGAAACAACUCACUAUCCAGAGAAUUUUGACCUGAAAGGCACACUGAAGCAGCAGACCAACAAUCCAGUCUGGGCAGAUGAGGUGAAAGCCCUGCUUGCAACUGGAUUAAACCGACCUAGGAAAGGAACUGAUGCUGGAGACCAUCCACCUAUUACUCCCAUGCGUGCUGCAUCAGAAAUGGAACUGGGAAGUGAUAGCUGGCGUCUGUAUGAGUACAUCACACGGCAUUUCAUUGCCACUGUUAGUCAGGAUUGCAAGUACUUACAAACCACUAUAGACUUCAGCAUUGGCACAGAGGCCUUCUCUUGUGGAGGAAAAACCCUCAUAUCACCAGGUUACACAACUGUGAUGCCUUGGCAAGGUAUCCCUCUUGAAGAAGCAAUGCCAGCUUGCGAACAUGGGGACACUUUUAUGGUGGAGGAGAUCAAGCUGGUGGAAAAACAGACCAGCCCACCAGACUACCUGACAGAGGCAGAACUCAUCACCCUCAUGGAGAAACAUGGCAUUGGUACUGAUGCCAGCAUCCCUGUCCACAUCAAUAACAUCUGCCAGAGGAAUUAUGUGACAGUAGAGAAUGGACGCAAGUUGAAGCCAACCAAUCUGGGCAUUGUCCUGGUACAUGGCUACCACAAGACAGAUGCAGAGCUGGUGCUGCCCACCAUACGCAGCGCUGUGGAGAAGCAGCUGAACCUUAUUGCCUUGGGUAAGGCCAACUUCCAGCAGGUUCUGCAGCAUACACUGGAUAUCUUCAAGAGGAAAUUUCACUUCUUUGUGGAUUCCAUCACCAGCAUGGAUGAGUUGAUGGAGGUCUCCUUUUCCCCCAUUGCUUCCACUGGGAAGCCACUGUCCCGCUGUGGAAAAUGCCACCGCUUCAUGAAGUACAUCCAGGCCAAGCCCAUCAGACUCCACUGCUCCCACUGUGAUGAGACCUACAGUCUUCCUCAGAAUGGAGCUAUCAAGCUGUACAAGGAGCUCCGCUGUCCACUGGAUGACUUUGAACUUGUGCUAUGGACCUCAGGGGCCCGGGGCAAGAGCUACCCCCUAUGCCCUUACUGUUUCAGCAACCCACCUUUCAGAGACAUGAGGAAAGCCAUGGGCUGUAAUGAAUGUACCCAUCCAUCAUGUCAGCAUUCUCUCAACUCCUUGGGAAUCGGACAGUGUGUGGAGUGCGAUUGUGGUGUUCUGGUCCUUGAUCCUACCUCUGGACCAAAAUGGAAGAUGGCCUGUAAUAAAUGCAAUGUGGUAGUGCACUUCUUUGAACAUGCACAUAAAGUGCAGGUUGCUCAAGAAAGCUGCGAUGUGUGUGAUGCCUCUCUGGUCGCGGUGGACUUUAACAAGACUCGCAGUCCACUUCCUGCUGGCGAGACCCAACACACCGGCUGUGUUUUCUGUGAUUCUGUCUUUCAGGACUUGGUGGAGCUCAAGCACGCCACCAUGAGGCACUCAAUGUACCGGAGUGGGAAUGCGAGAGGAGGAGGACGUGGGCGCGGGAGGGGCCGUCGUGGCAAUCCCAAAAAACCUAAAGACAAAAUGGCCGCCCUGGCAGCUUACUUUGUAUAGUUUCUGUUUUAGGCCACACUUUUUCAUUCAAUGUUUUUCCUUUAUUUUUUUUUAUUUGUCUGAAAUGAAAGAUUAAUACUGAAGAUAUCAGAACUGUCAAGGAGCACAUGUUUGGAUGUAGUAAACAAACAAAUGUCAAAUAAAACAGAAUGUGUUUUAUAUUUUAGAUUCUUCAAAUCAGUCACAUUUUGCUUUACACACUCUUGUGCAAAGCUGUCAUUUCAAUUAACUUCAUGAGGUAGUCACCUGGAACAGUUUUCCAACAGUGUUGAAGGAGUUCUCAGAAGUGUUGGUCCCUUAUUGGCUACUUUGCCGUCACUCUGUGGUCAUCAUCCUCCUUGUUGACUUUAGGUCAGGUGUUUGUGGAGGCCAGGUCAUCUGUUGCAGCAUUCUCUCUCCAUCUCUCUCCAUCUUGGUUAAAUAGCACUUACAUAGCCUGCAGAUGUGUUUGGGGUCAGUAUUGGAAAAACAAGUGAUGGUCCCUCUAAGUGGAAACUAGAUGGGAUGGCACGUUGCUUCAGAAUGCUGUAGAAGCCUUAAAUUUGGAAUAAAUCGCCAACACUGUCACCUUUAAGGCACCCACACACCCAUUGCUGUAGCCAUCACUGAAGUCCCCAAGGUCUGGACCUUGGUAUUUUUUCCAAGGUCUAUAUAUUGAUAAAGCCAGCUAGUUAAACUGAACAUGAAAUUGUGAAUAAACAAUGUUAUUGACAAGAACUGGGCAUAUAAUCAUUUUUAUCUAAACAAGACAAGGACAAAUAAAAUGAGUCAGUACAAAACA
Molecule: messenger RNA, 3555 nt
Organism: Mugil cephalus (flathead mullet)
Lineage: Eukaryota; Metazoa; Chordata; Actinopteri; Mugiliformes; Mugilidae
Gene: top3b
Product: DNA topoisomerase III beta
Exons: 18
Coding region: 198-2774 (858 amino acids)
Biological process (GO): DNA topological change
Cellular component (GO): nucleus
Molecular function (GO): DNA binding; DNA topoisomerase type I (single strand cut, ATP-independent) activity
Source: RefSeq, a predicted model, not a curated record